AUGGGUUCAGGCAGAAUGUACACCUUGAGCUUGAAGCAAACUGACAUUAUCAAGGCUGCAACCGCGGCGCAGAACCUGAGGCUACCCAUGUCGAACCUUGACUUACUCAUACCACCGUUAGACGUUGGCGUUUUCUUCUGCUACAAGAAAUCAAUUCCUCCUGAAAAAAGUAUCAGUCUCAUCAAGAAAUCACUUGGCUUAGCACUGGUCCCGUUUUAUUCGCUUGCGGGAGAAAUCGUUCAGACCGGCCAAGGUGAACCGGAGAUUCUGUGCAAUAACUGUGGUGUCGAAUUUGUUCAUGCUUGUGCUGAGCUAGAGCUUAAAGAUCUUGAUCUCUACCACCCUGAUGAUUCUGUAGAGGGAAGACUGGUUCCAGUUAAGACAAAAGGUGUUCUUUCUGUUCAGGCUACCGAGUUCAGCUGUGGAGGGCUAGUCAUUGGAUGCACAUUUGAUCAUCGAGUAGCUGACGCACACUCGAUGAACAUGUUCUUGGCAUCGUGGGGGGAUAUAACCCGAGUCGAACCCAUCUCUCGCAUUCCAUCUUUCGACCGGUCCUUGCUCCACCCAAGACGCCCACCUCUCGUUAACCCCUUCUACGACAAGUUGUAUGUCCCUUUUUCAUCUCUCCCUCCACCGCGCACUUCGAUCCUAAGAAAUCCUCUCAUAAGCCGAAUUUACUACAUCAAAGCCGACGAAAUCCACAACCUUCAAAAAGCCUCAUCUUUGAAUGCAACUCCACAAACCAAACUAAUGUCAUUUAUCUCCUUUCUAUGGAAGAUCAUUGCAAAAGCAGACGACGAAUCCAAGAUAUGCCGAUUGGGCGUGGUGGUAGAUGGGCGAGAAAGGCUAUGCUAUGACAAAAUGAAAAACUACUUCGGAAAUGUACUUUCCAUUCCCUCUGGUGAAGCAAACUCGGGUCAUCUUAAUGAAAUGCAUCCUAAUGAGGUAUCUAAGAUGGUUCAUGAAUUUGUGAGUAGUGCAACCACUGAGGAACAUUUUAGGGGACUCAUAGACUGGGUGGAGGUUCAUAGACCUGAGACAGCAGUAACCAAAAUCUACACUCAAAUGGGAGACAAUGAUGGGGGUGCGGUGGUGGUGUCAUCUGGGAUGCGUUUACAGUUUGAAACGGUGGAUUUUGGAUGGGGAAAGCCUCAUUUUGGUUCGUAUCAUUUCCCAUGGGGUGGGCAAACUGGAUAUGUUAUGCCAAUGCCAAGUGUGACCAGCAAUGGGGAUUGGAUUGUUUAUAUGCAUCUUCUUCAAAAGCAUUUGGAUUUGGUCGAAACAAUGGGAUCCAAGGUUUUUAGGCCCCUGACUCCAACUUAUCUCCACUUUUAAGCCUAAUCAUGAUACUGAUUUAGUGUUUUAUGUGAAUUUGUGUGGAUUUGU
Molecule: messenger RNA, 1386 nt
Organism: Helianthus annuus (common sunflower)
Lineage: Eukaryota; Viridiplantae; Streptophyta; Magnoliopsida; Asterales; Asteraceae
Product: shikimate O-hydroxycinnamoyltransferase
Exons: 2
Coding region: 1-1335 (444 amino acids)
Molecular function (GO): acyltransferase activity, transferring groups other than amino-acyl groups
Source: RefSeq, a predicted model, not a curated record